Molecule: messenger RNA, 3868 nt
Organism: Silurus meridionalis
Lineage: Eukaryota; Metazoa; Chordata; Actinopteri; Siluriformes; Siluridae
Product: choline transporter-like protein 2
Exons: 23
Coding region: 245-2458 (737 amino acids)
Biological process (GO): choline transport; transmembrane transport
Cellular component (GO): membrane
Molecular function (GO): choline transmembrane transporter activity
Source: RefSeq, a predicted model, not a curated record
UUGAAGAAAAUUCCUUUAAAAAAAGAUUGAGAGCGUUUUCUCAGGGAAUCCACGUGGUCUAAUAAUAUUCGCACUCCGACUUUAAUUAAAAGGCAGAAAACACGUUAAAAGCUGGAAACUAAAAUAUGCAAACGAACUGAAACUAACAAACAAAUGUUCUGAGAGACGACCGGACGCCCCAAGCAGCAGCGAAGAGAAAUAAAAACACCAAAAACCUCGUGAACUGAGUGUCGGGAGUUUCACAAUGCCGGAGGAAGAUGAUUACAAAAAGCAUGGUGAACCCAGAAAAUAUGACCCUAGCUUCAAAGGGCCAAUCCAAAAUAGAGGCUGCACAGACAUUAUUUGCUGUAUUUUUUUCAUCGUGGCCAUAGUUGGAUAUGUCGGUGUGGGAAUACUGGCAUGGUCUCAGGGUGACCCUAGGAAGGUGAUCUACCCCACAAACAGCAGAGGGGAAUUCUGUGGUCAAGCUGGAACUCCUUUGGAGAAAAAGCCCUUUCUGUUCUACUUUAACAUCCUGAAGUGUGCUAGUCCGGUAGUCCUCCUAGAGUUCCAGUGUCCCACCACUCAGAUUUGUGUGGAAAAAUGUCCUGAUCGAUCCAUGACGCUGGUAACUGCCAAUGUUAUUCCCAGUGACUGGGAAUACUACAAAUCCUUCUGUAUAUCUGACCCAGGAAAUAUGGCCCCUACACUGAUUCUUAAAGAAGGGCUUUGUCCUGGUGUGCUCAUACCUACCAAACCAUUUACCAGGAGGUGUUUCCCUGCACUUGGCAUAAAAGGAAAUGAGAUCACUAUAGGAAACCAUACUGAUUUUAAGGAUGGACAGGGCAACACUGUAAAGGCCAGUGACCUACUACCUGCCGUAAAAAAUGCCACAAUAAUUGCAGAAACUCGAAUGGUGGUAAUGAAGAUCUUUGAGGAUUUCACACAGUCAUGGUAUUGGAUAAUCCUUGGUCUGGUCAUAGCAACAGUUCUGAGUCUGAUCUUCAUCGUAUUGCUGAGGUUCCUGGCUGGCAUCAUGGUCUGGGUUAUGAUUGUCAUGGUCAUCCUUGUCAUUGGAUACGGUAUCUUCCACUGCAGUAUGGAGUAUGUUCAUCUGAAGAACAGUCCUGGGGCCAACAUCACCCUCAAGGAACUAGGCUUCCAGAUGGACUUGAAUGUGUACCUGCAUAUCAGGCAGACCUGGUUAGCUUUCAUAAUCAUUCUGGCAAUAGUGGAGUUCAUCAUCAUCCUGCUCCUUAUCUUCCUCAGAAAGAGAAUAUUAAUCGCCAUAGCUCUCAUUAAAGAGGCCAGCAGGGCCAUUGGUCACGUGAUGUCAUCUCUGUUUUACCCUCUGUUUACCUUCCUUCUUCUGUCAAUUGUCAUUGCAUACUGGGCCAUCACAGCUAUCUUCCUGUCGACAUCCAACGAAGCAGUGUACAAAGUGUUUAAUCAGACUGAGUGCAUUUACGCAAGUAACACCUGCAACCCUGAGAACUACACCAUGUCUGAAAUGAAGACCCAAUGCCCACAGUCUCAGUGCCUUUUUGCUUUUUACGGCGGCGAAUCUGCCUACCACAAGUACCUCAUUCUCCUCCAGUUUUACAAUGUCUUCCUCUUUUUCUGGUGUGCCAAUUUCGUGACAGCCUUGGGCCAGAUGACUCUGGCAGGUGCCUUUGCUUCCUACUACUGGUCAUUCAACAAGUCUCGCGAUAUGCCAGCCUGCCCAGUAUUUGCCUCAUUUGGAAGAGCUCUCAGGUAUCACACAGGCUCUCUUGCAUUUGGUUCUCUCAUCUUGGCUAUCGUCCAGGUCAUUAGGGUUCUGCUGGAAUACCUGGAUCACAAACUAAAAGCGGCACAGAAUAAAUUUGCCAAGUUCAUCCUCUGCUGCCUCAAAUGCUGCUUCUGGUGUUUGGAGAAAUUCAUCAAGUUCAUCAACAGGAACGCUUACAUCAUGGUGGCCAUUUAUGGUAAAAAUUUCUGCACGGCAGCUCGAGAUGCCUUCUUUCUGCUAAUGAGGAAUGUGAUCAGGGUGGCUGUCUUGGACAAGGUCACGGACUUCUUGUUGUUUUUGGGGAAGCUCCUUAUUGUGGGCAUUGUAGGAAUCAUCUCCUUCUUCUUCUUCUCUGGGAGAGCAAAAGGAGUGGAUGUUGUACCCAAUUUGAACUAUUACUGGGUGCCCAUUCUGACGAUCGCAGUGGGCUCCUACUUGAUUGCCCAUGGCUUCUUCAGUGUGUAUGCCAUGUGUGUGGACACACUCUUCCUUUGCUUCUGUGAGGACCUGGAGCGCAAUGAUGGCUCCGCGGCUCGGCCGUAUUACAUGUCGUCCACGCUGCACGACAUCCUGUCGAAGAACACGGAGGCGCCCGCUGUCAAUUCUUCAUCGUCACCUCAGGAGGAAGAGGUCCCACUGAGAGCACAAAGGGUCUCCGUGGAACAAUGCACUAUCGAUGAGCAUCCAGAGAUUUAUCCUUCUGUCUAAGUUUUAUUUUUGUCUGAGCAGAUGUUUACUUGAUGCCAUUACGUGUGCAGAACGCACUCACCAUCAUGAUUAUCACUACUUGUCAGUCUGCACGAUCUGUCGUUACCGUUAUUAUAACUGAGUGGUUAAUGCUAUUUAAAAAAAGAGAAAUUUGAUUGAAAUUCCUUUUUUUGUAAACAAAGCUGCUUGCGAGUGAGACAGACAACAUGGGAUCAGCAUGGACCCCACAGCGGUGGUGUGUGUCUUGAGCGUGGAGUAAUUCUCAACAACCCGAUUGCAGAGAAUGUGUGGCCUAAAGCUUAAACCAUAGCUAAUAUAAAAUGUGGUGUACCGUCUUUUGUCAAAGGAAUACUAAAUAUAACAGUAAAUUAGGCAUCAAUAGCUUAUACCUACAUCACUCACUGAAUCUAUUUAGGGAGUAUUUAUUUAUUUUUGUAUUGAGUGCAGCCCAUUGUACACUGAAGCUUUUCUGGUGGUUGAAGAAAGUCUGGCACCUUUUUAAGACACUUGUUUUUUCCUAUCAUUUGUAACCUGACUGAAUAUAAAAAUCCAGUGAGUAACUGCAGUGUAUUUAAGAUAAGAUAUACCUUUUGAUCGUACCACAGUGGGGAAAUCUGUAUGUUAAAGCAGCAAAGAAAAAAAAACUAUAGAGACAUGGUAGAAAUUUGAUUUCAAUAUAAGAUGUAGUAGUAAAAGUUGGGGCACAGUGUACAUAGAAAGAUCUAUUGAAACCCUUUUUCUAAGGGUCUCUCAGUGGGCAUGUCUUUCUGUUGUUUUUAUUUAUUUUCUCCACAGCACUUUAGACAGCCAAAGAAUUUGUUUUUUGGACACUUUAUUUUAUACUCACUAGACACUUUAAUAGGAUAUACCAGAUAUAGAAUAGAUAUACCCUUCGCUCAUUAAUUAAAUUGUUGGUGUGUCAGGGUUUGCAGUGGCUAAUUGUAAUGUUUAAGGAAAGUGUGCGCAGUCCUUCAAACUUCUGGUGUCAUUUGUUCUGCAAUAGGAAUAAUACUCUGCGCUAUGCAUUUACUCUUUACGUGUUUGUCUAAUUUCGAUGAAUUAUGCUGAUGAUCCUCAGGCUGGACUUUGUUGUAUUUUGUAAACAAGUUUUUGAUGCAAAUGCUAGCACCAAUAGGCGCUGCUGGUCAUACGCAUGUUUCCGCGUUCUAUUUCACCAAAAGAAAAAAUAGAAAUAGAAACUGUCGGGUAGAUUGGGUAAAAUCUGCACUUUUUCCACACACUAAGCCUUAUCUCUCUCAAAAAAAAAAAAAUAAAUAAAUAAAAGCACCACUUUGCCUUGAACUGUAACCACAAUGAAUAUACCCUGACUUCUCAACCUUGUUGUUCUUUCCUCUUUUAACUGUCUGAGUGGUGCCUUUCAAAUCUGUCUAUUAAAAUGCAUAAACUUUG